Trachymyrmex cornetzi is the source of this 875-nucleotide messenger RNA. RefSeq lists its product as uncharacterized. The record is from RefSeq and is a predicted model, not a curated record. The coding region runs from base 332 to 817 and encodes 161 amino acids. NCBI's taxonomy places the organism in Eukaryota, Metazoa, Arthropoda, Insecta, Hymenoptera, Formicidae. The transcript has 5 exons.
GCUAUGGCAGAGAACGAGACGUAACGAGACGCAAGUUCCGUAGUCGUAACGUAAGGUAAGGCAGAGAAAAACGUAGCUGUCGUAGUCGUGACUGGUCUGGAAUGGUCGGUAAAGUGUGUCAGAGCGACGAGGACGGAAUUAGUUUAACCGUUUCUCAAGGUUUUUAAAUAGGACGUCGUCUUUGUGUUAUGCACAUUUCUGAGGAUUUUUUCUUUAGAGGAUCGCUACUUUAGUAGGAUAUUUUUUCAGUAAAUUAUAUAUAAUUUACAAUAUCUCGUAAGCUGUAAAAAUAAAAAAUGAUGAUGAAUUUAUAUUUUUUGUGACAUAUUGGAUGAACGUGUCUAUGUUGCUCCUACGUAAAAAACAACAAAAAAGGUGGUUAAAUAGGCGCUGGCUUGUGAGUCCUAUAAAUCAAAAGAGGAUCCAACAGGGAGAUUAUGAUCAUUUAUUCCAAGAAAUAAAAAAUGAUUGUGAUUUUUUUUAUCGAUAUACUAGAAUGACAUUGGAACACUUUGAGAAAUUAGUAGAACUGACAAAACCAUAUUUGAUAAAAAAAAGUUAUCGUGCUUUACUCCCAGAACUACGACUUUUAAUAACUAUAAGAUAUCUUGCUACAGGUGACCGACCAUUUGUUAUAGCUUUGGCAUUUAGAGUUGGUGAAUCCACAAAGAAGACUGGACGAAAUAUGCACAAGGAUAUUGGAAGAGAUGGAACAUUCCAAAUUGUGUGGGUUCCAUUGAUGGAAAACAUAUUAGAAUGCGCUGUCCUCCAAACUCGGGAAGUUUAUACUAUAACUAUAAAAAAUAUUAUAGUAUAGUAUUGUUAGCCGUAGCUGAUCAUUUAUAUAGAUUUACAUUGGUUGAUAUUGGAGCGUU